UCCAUCUCUAUUGGCCAUGCACAUUACAUUACCUAAUUCAAGAUGCGCUACAAUUUGUUUUCGCGUGCCGUCAGAUUAUUGAAUCAGAAUCACAGCAAAAACGGAACAUUUCUGUUGGCACGCGGAGCGGGCAGCAAAGCGACCACCGCCAGCAGCAGCAGCAGCAGCGUCCAUGCCCAGCAACGGGCGGGUAAUGCACAGGCACCGGAGGAGGUGGCCCCGGCAGAGCAGCAGGGGCUGCCGGCACGUGAACCGCUGGUGAAGAACUUCUUUGUGGGAAUAACGGACAAGGAGCUGCUCGGCUACCCGGAGGUCAUAGCGCGCGAGGAGAUGGCGAGUUUGCAGAACGCGCUGCUGCCGCUGAAGAAUUACUUUGCGGAGGAGCAGCCGCAAUCGGUGGACAGCCUGAAACAGCUCGGCCUCUACGGGCUGAACGUGCCCACAGACUACGACGGCAAAGGUUACCGCUGGAGCGCCAGCCUGAUGGCCAGCGAGCCGGAGUCGGCACACACGAGCCUGGCGCUGGGCCUGCAGUCGCAUCGCGUUGUUGUGGACAUGCUGCGCGAGCUGGGCACGCCGGAGCAGCAGCAACGCUACCUGACGGCCCUGGGCAGUGGCCAGCUGAUAGGCACCGAUGCCAUCUUCGAGUACACGCCACCCGAGGACGACUUCUUCGGCACACAGGCCACCUACGACUCGGACGCGGGCACCUGGUCGCUCUCUGGCGAGAAGGCGUUUGUGGUUGUGGCGCCAGUCAGCGGCACCCGUCAAUUGUUUCUCGUGCUGGCGCAGACACAGCGCGUAAAUGUGCCCGGCGACGUGGGCCGUGGCUCCACCUUCUUUCUGGUCGAUUCCCAGCUGCCGGGCGUGCGGCUGGGCGAGCUGCAUGCCACCUUCGGCUGCCGCGAGGCGCCCAUGCGACGCAUCCACUUCGACAAGGUGCAGCUGGGCGAGCAGCAGAUCCUGGGCAUGUCCCAUGAGGGCAACCAGCACUCGGAGCUGCUCGUUCGCUUCGCCCGGCUGCGCAGCAGUCUCCUGGGCAUCGCAUUGUCCAAGCGGCUGCUCAACCAGCUGACAACCUUCAGCGUGGAGACAACCCAAUGCGGCGUCCAGAUCAAAGAUCUGGAGCUGACGCGCGUGAACCUGUCGCAGGGCGUGUGCUCCGUAUAUGCCAUGGAGAGCAUGCUCUAUUUGACCGCCGGCUUGCUGGACGAGUUUCACGGCCAGGAUGUGACGCUCGAGAGCGCCAUUACCAAGUACUACACACUGCAGCAGCUGUACGCGAUUUCGACACAGAAUCUGAGUCUUCUGGGACCCGGCAGCCUGCAUAGCGGGCAGCCGGCGGAGCUGGCGCUGCGGGACAGUGCACAGCUGUGCACGCAGGGCGAAUCCUUGAGCACGCUGAGCAUGUUCAUCGCGCUGACUGGCCUGCAGCACGCCGGCCAACGGAUGAAUGAGGGCGUGCGCAGGUCGCGCAAUCCGCUCUUCCAUCCCGGACACAUAUUCGGCAAGUUCCUGGGCACGGCCAGCUUGGAGAGUCCCAAGACGCGCAUGCAGCUGGCCGAGCAUGUGCAUCCCUCCCUGGAGGCGGCUGCCCAGUGCAUCGAGCAUUCGGUGGCGCGCCUUCACAUGGCCGUCGAGAUCAUGUUCACCCGGCACGGCAACGCCAUUGUGGAGCGCCAGAGUGAGCUGCAGCGGCUGGCCAACAUCUCCAGCACGAUCUAUGCGAUGUGGGCGAGCACCGCCCGCGCCUCCCGCUCCUACUGCAUAGGCCUGCCGCUGGCGGAUCACGAGCUGCUGACCGCCAACGCCAUCUGCACCCAGGGCAGCGCCGAUGUGCUGCGCCUGGCCAUGGAGAUCCUCAAUGGCAACUACGUGAACAACGACAACAACCUGAUCCGGCUGUCCGCGCAGGUGGCCAAGAGCAAAGGCUACUUCGCCGUGCAUCCCCUCACCUUUAACUUUUAAGUGUUGAUCCUCUCCGGCAUUGUUCUGGGCUGUAACAGACUUUAAACCUGAAACUAAUACCAAACUGAUGUAAUUGGAAUUAUUUUUUUAAGAUUGAGAAAGCCUUAUCCCUUAUACAAUGUAAUCUAGAUGAAAGACAUGCAGCUCUACA
Drosophila montana is the source of this 2119-nucleotide messenger RNA. It is a transcript of the gene Egm, whose product is annotated as Enigma. Gene Ontology annotation, molecular function: flavin adenine dinucleotide binding; acyl-CoA dehydrogenase activity. The coding region runs from base 43 to 1968 and encodes 641 amino acids. Lineage: Eukaryota; Metazoa; Arthropoda; Insecta; Diptera; Drosophilidae. The record is from RefSeq and is a predicted model, not a curated record. The transcript has 3 exons.